Messenger RNA from Lithohypha guttulata, 519 nucleotides. Its product is annotated as 1,2-dihydroxy-3-keto-5-methylthiopentene dioxygenase. The record is from RefSeq and is a predicted model, not a curated record. The coding region runs from base 1 to 519 and encodes 172 amino acids. NCBI's taxonomy places the organism in Eukaryota, Fungi, Ascomycota, Eurotiomycetes, Chaetothyriales, Trichomeriaceae. The transcript has 2 exons. Gene Ontology annotation, molecular function: acireductone dioxygenase [iron(II)-requiring] activity.
AUGAAGGCAUACUGGUACGAUAAAUCCGACGCUGACCAGCGACUCCCCCAUGACUCCGGCCGUCCAGUCCCCGAGACUACACUCGAGAGCAUCGGCGUCCUCUACUCCCACCACCCACAGCUAUCUACUGUCGACGACCUAGCGAAAGAGCGCAACUACAAGAACAGAGACGAAAUCACGGUCUCGCCCCAGGCCAUGGGAGACGUCUACGAGUCGAAAGUGAAGAUGUUCUUCCACGAGCAUCUGCAUGAAGAUGAAGAGAUUAGAUACAUCAGAGAUGGCGCGGGAUACUUUGACGUUCGAUCGGAGGGUGAUGACUGGAUUCGGAUUCGGCUUGAGAAGGAUGAUUUGAUUAUUCUGCCUGCUGGGAUUUAUCAUCGCUUCACCACGGCUGAGGACAACUAUAUUAAGGCAAUGAGGUUGUUCAAGGAUGAGCCGAAGUGGACGCCACUUAAUAGGGGCGAGGAUACCGAUGCGAACCAGCACAGAGCGGCAUACUUGACGCAGAGAGGUAGCUAG